UGUCCACUGAUGUACCAAGAUGUAUUAAACAUUUGCAUGAAUUGAUUGACACGGCACAUAUGCGCAAUAAUCUUUUGGUCAAUUUGGCUUAUAAAAUAUACAAACAUUUGGACAUCAUCCAGAUAUAUUUUGACCACAAAAAUUUCAAGCAUGGCAUUUCUUAAAUAUCAUGGAUAAAUUGCAUUAGAAAGUGUUAAAACCUGUUUGAUUGAUUUUUAUAUUAAAUUAGAUUAUUUUGAUUAGUUUAAGUUAAACCCGCCCUUUUCUGUCAACUUAGUUUGGGGUAUUUUAGAUAUAGUGCACAGGUCUCGACAUUUACAGUUUUUAGUUACAAAGUAUCUUUCUGGUUCUUGGUUUUAGGAUUUAAAAAUAUGUGUUUCAGUUUUGAAAUAAAUCUUAAAUUGAAUAAAUUCCACUAUAAGAUUGGUAUUAAAUUACUUUUGAAACAAGAAUUUGCAAACGGGGGCUUGAAUAUGAUUGACCUACAAAUAUUCUAAACUGGAUAAUAUUAAUCUGGAUUAAAAGAAAAGCAAUAAAUUAGAUUAAUGGAUUAUGGAAAGGAAUAAGGCGCUAUGUAUACGUCAUUUCUCAUUAUGCUAUAUUUUAUAUUCAAUUUGAUAGCUCAUUGUUUACUGACGUCGUGUAAGUUACUUAAAUUCUGUGGUGUUCCAUAAUGUUCUAUCACAAAUACUGAUAAACAGGGUGUUACAGUUAUUUUUAAAUUUGUAUUAUUCUGAUUUUUUCCAGAAUCUUCUUUUUUUUGUUUUUGGUGUUAUAUGGAUGUUCUGAAAUCUUCUUGAUACUUUAGAUAGGAAGCUGUUUGAUGUCAGGUAGAACCUAGAAUAAGAGCUUAUUGGAGACCUUUCCUGUACUGCUUCCUUAUAGCAAAAUAUUAUAGGUUUGGACUUCUUAACUUUUGAUGGAUAUACACUAACAUUGAGGAUUAAAUUAAAAAAUAAUCUUCUGAAGAGAGGAUUUAUAUUCUUUGGAUAUACUAAAUUCAGUUUGGACUGUGUGUGAAAUAUUUGGAAUUAAUACUUUUUGGAUUUAAAUUUGACUAGGACAGGAUUUGGGUUAUUCUUGCUUAUUAUAAUGGGAAUUGAAAGCUCUUUUUCCAGUCCUAGACGUCCAAAAGCAGUGGUUUUGAUUUUUGUGCUGACAGUAUGGACUUUACUAGCAUUCAAAUUGUACAAUGCAAUCAUUUUAGACACGUCCAGACAAAUAUUAUCUUCGAAAACAGGCAACUCUGAGCUCAAAAAUAGUUACAGACCCCGUAUUGUCGACUCACGUGACACAUUGUUUAACAGCAUUAUAACGGAAAAAGAAGCACUCAUGUAUGAACCAUGCAAAAAUAUAAAAAACACGGCCUCGAUUAAUAGUUCACAAUUAUCAUUUUCAGAUUCCCAAAAUGGGACAUACUUAAUUGGUGAUAGAAUUCGAGCUGUUAUUAUACUGCAUGAUAGUUAUGGCAAACGUAAACAUUCAGGGGGCGACAUUUUGAGGGCAACAAUACAACAAAAAUUACUUAGUGCAUCAGCACCUUGUGAGGUUACUGACAACUUGGAUGGGUCGCAUACGCUAAUAUGUGAGGCAUUAUGGACAGGAACUUCAAUAAUAACCGCAAGUCUAGCUUAUGUUAGGGAGAAGAUUACAGCCAUUUAUCGAGUCGGAACACAAGUUUUAUCCUAUCGGGUUAUAGUUGGACAGUUCAGGAGCAGAAAUUACAGCCAAGAGACUCCAUGUCACCCUAACCACACACACCUGCUGAAGCUUACUAACUACACACGAUUUUGUAAUUUGACAUACCUAAACUCGGGGAUGCCGUUUUACUGCGGCAAACCGACAGAUGAGCAUUUGCUGUGCCAAGACUUGAUGUCCGUAAAAGCACGGAAUCCAUAUAAUAAGCCUUACCUCACCAAUUGUGAGAAAAUGUUAUGGAUCAGGGAGGACGAGCGUACGUUGAAGAAAACAUUAAAGGUUAAUGUCAAGAGCAGAGGAAACAAUAAAAUAUCUGUUAUAAGCAAGCCAACAAUCUAUUGUUCACAAUACAAUGUUUCCCUUCUAUGGCGGUCAAGAGGACCAACUGGUUUCUUCUAUAAUGGAACAUGGAAUCUUCGUAAUUGUCUUGUUAAGUACUAUAAUGUUAUUAAGUCUAUUAAAACAAAGCAUGUUACAGUAUCUUACAAUCAUUCAACAAUCCUAUUGUAUAGAUUCAGAAAGUGUUUUCCCUUUUCUUAUACCUAAGCAAAUAGAUCUUCUAACAUAAAAUUCCUAAAGUAACAAGGCUUAUACGACUGAUGUCCACAUGCGCUAAAUUUGAAAGUCUGUUUUCAUAUGCAU
Molecule: messenger RNA, 2340 nt
Organism: Mercenaria mercenaria
Lineage: Eukaryota; Metazoa; Mollusca; Bivalvia; Venerida; Veneridae
Product: NXPE family member 4-like
Exons: 6
Coding region: 1093-2244 (383 amino acids)
Source: RefSeq, a predicted model, not a curated record